UAAUCUGUUUGCUUCUUCAACCUUUUGUCCCUUUUGAGAUUUCUCUGUACGCCUUUUGUUACCCGGGUCCUUUUAGAGAUCCCUCAGUAUGCCUAUUUUUUUCCUGUUUUAUCUCAGAUUUGCUUUGCAUGCCUCUAUUUUACCUGUUUCCUUCUAGAAAAGCCUCAAUACACCUCAAUUUACCUUACUUCUUUUAGAAAUUCCCUAGUGAUAUUUAUUUUACGUGGCAAAUUGGCAUUUACUCUAUACGCCCGUUUAAUCAUGCACUUUAAGAGAUUCAAUGGUAUGUCUCGAUUUAACUGUCUCAAUUUAGAGAUGACUUUUUAAGGAAACCUGUUUAAAAUGUUUUCUUUUAUAAAUUCCUCCGUAUGCAUCAUUUUAUACUUCCUAGUUUAAGAGAAUCUCUGUAUGCCCUUUGACCUGUUCCUCUCAAAGACACUGUACCCGUGUUAUUUUACAUAGAUUUCUCUCUGUAUGCCUAUUUUUACCUUUUCCCUCGCUGGGUUCCCAUGAAUAUCGUUUAACCUGUUUCGUUUCGCAGAUUUGUCCGUACGUCUAAUGUUACCCCUGUUUGCCCAUUUCACGUGUUUUCUUUCACAGAUACCUCUGUAUGAUUCAUAAUUCUUGUUUGUCCCCCUCCCUUAACCAUUCUUCUUCCCGUUUCAUUUUAGAGAUUCUUUUUAUGCCUCUUUUAACGCGUCCUGUUAGAUAUUCCUAUGUAUCUCAUCCCUCUUUUUUACCUGCUCCCUAUUAAAGAAUCCUCUAUGUAUCUUUUUUCACCUGUUCCUUUUUGUAGAGCUUUCUCUACAUGGUCAUUUUAUAAUGAAAACAGGUCCUUAAUCUACCCGUUUUAGUCUAUGUAUUUUAUAUUUCUCAUUUUACCCGUACCAUUUUAGAUACGUUUGUCCGUUUUUGUGUUUCCAUUUAAAGAUUCCUCUGUGUCAUUCAUUUUACACAUUUCUCUUUUUUAGAAUCCUCGCUCUGUGUCAUUUUACCUAUUCCCUUUCUGAGAUGUCUCUGUAAGCCUUUAACUGUCUCUGCAGACCCAAUUUUACCUGUCUCCUAUUAAAGGUUCCUUAGUAUGCUCCAGUUUUACCUACCUCCUACUUCCUGGUUAAGUGUAAACUCUGCAAUCGAUAUUUGAAAUUAAAAAUAGUACAAAUAUAUCCAUUCAAAAAAGUAAAAUAUCAGGUGUCGAGAGCUUUUUAGAUUUAGAAGAUAUAAAAGAUCUUACAUUUUCAAAGCUUAUUCUUUAUAUUUUUGCAGUUGAGAGUUGUAGAACAUCAAAAUACAUCAUUAGAUAUAUUUGAAAACAAUUGAUUCGUGUGAUAUACAAAACAAUACUAUUUUUCCAGCUUUGAAGUUUGAAAACUGUCUUCAAGAGUUUAGAUUACUUACAAGUUAAAACAAUGAGAACCAAAUUUCUAAUGGUGUGUUUGUUUGUGGUGAAUCACGUGGUUCUACAGAAUGCUCAGGAGAUCAGCGGGGACAUUCUGGCCAGUGAGUUAGAUAAAGUAGCAGAUUCCAUGGGAUAUUCUUUUCUUCAGAAUGAGUACAACAAGCUGCGAUACCAGGACACGAGAACUGAUGGCAAAAAACAAGUUCGAGAGAUUGCAGGCAAAAUUGGUGGACGAAUGAUAGAAGUAAACAAUGCCUUAAAAAAGCUGAAGGAAGCGGUAGAGGAGGACCAGCUAUCAUCUGAUAAUGUCCCUCAGGACUGCUGUGUGGACAGAGAAUAUCAGGAAAACAUCCGCUUCAGAACAAAAGUGUCCGAAGACACAUUUUGCUACAGCAGGCCUUCCUAUACUGAUAGAGAUAACCUGAAAUAUCCGUCCUCUAAUCUGUUGGAUGUCAUGAAGACCAACUUAGAUGUAAAGCAUCUACAAUUCCAGUACAUUGGACUGAAAUCUGGUCUUUACAUUAAUUACCCGGCCACAAAACUGACAGACUGCAAUACCUAUGACCCACGAUUCAGACCCUUCUAUGUGUCCACCACAACAACUAUCCCAAGGGACGUAGUUGUAGUAUUAGAAACGUCAUCCGCCAUGAGGGGAGAUAAACUGUUUGAAGCCAAGCAUGCUGUGAUAACAGUGAUGGAAACUUUGGGGGUAGAAGAUAGAUUUGGAUUGAUUGUUUUCAACGACGAUGCAAAAGCAUUGGAAGAAUGCUACGAGAACCAACUUGUUCCAGUGACCAGUGCCACCACAAAAAGUUUCCGAGAUUUUCUGACCUCCCAAGUAGGGGAGGGUGGAACAGAUUUUACCGCUGCCCUCCGUAAAGCAUUUAUGUUUUUCAAGGCAAAUAUGAGUGCAGAAGAGAAUAACCGAGACAACAUCCUUUUGUUUGUUAGUGCCGGAGAACAUCAAAAUGAAAAAGGUAAUCCUUUGGAAGUUAUCCGAGAGGAAAACGAGGCGCUUCAAAACAGAGUUGUGAUCAACACGUUUGGCAUAGGAACAGGUCUAAGCAGUGAUGAUAAAGAACUAUUAAGGAAUAUGGCAGAGCAGACAUUGAACAAUAACUCAUAUGGUUAUGUAAAAAGAGGAAAAACAACAUUCUUCCCAAACAAUGAGGACAUCUCCCUUCGUGAGGCCAUGGGGACCUACUACGAUUAUUUUAGCGUACCAAUAUCACUAUCCCCCACCUACACACAACUUUACAAAGACUUCUUCUCCAAUGAAUCAAUCAUCACGGGUUGUCUGCCUAUUGCGUUAAAUGGAGCUUUUUCUGGUGUUGUGUGCGCAGACAUUUUGAUCAGUGAAUUAGUGGCAGAGAUUUUGUAUCUCCAACAAGAGGAAUUUUCCUAUGGAUUUAUUAUGGAUGGCGAGGAACGGACGCUGGUUCAUCCACUUCUUCCUGAUCCUCGCGACGUCGAAGCAAAGGAACAGGACAUCAACAACAUCUACAAUUUUGAGACUUCCGGUGAUGUGUCAGAGGUCAUCGACUCAAUGAAAAAGGGUCUAGAGAACCUGACAACUUUAGAAACAACAAUAAUAUAUGCUAGAGGGGAGAAAUAUUAUGACGGCGAUUCCCAACGCAAUAUAAAGGCUAUUUUCUAUUGGACCCCGAUUGUUGCGCCAGGAAGCAAUUUUUCAUUGUGUAUUGUGAUGGAAGAAAACAACGUGGUGAGGAAUAUAGACGUUCCAACCCAACCAUCUAAUGACGACUUUCUUUACCAUCGAUGGGAUUUGAACAAGUGGCCAGGUCCAUUCUGUCGACACUUUAGUCGAUAUGCUAAUCAAGGCAAAACUACAGUAAAGCUAACACCAGACGCUUUCAUUGAGGCGUAUUCAUACACUGGAGUCAAGGAAACAGAAGUCAGAGUCAAGCAGUAUAAGGACUACUUGUCUGGAGCUAUUUUCACCAACCCAGGCCUAAAAGCAUCUGCCGUCAAAUCCAUACGAAUAACUUACCCGUUGGAAAAGUUCUGGACGACGACGUCAAGCGAAGAGGCACCUUACUUGGUGUGGCGUUACGUUAUGACCGAGGACGGUGUGAUCAGAUCGUACCCAGGGAUUCGAGUAAAAGACGACUACGACCACAAACUCAGGCCAUGGUAUCAUCAAGCUAUCGCCCAGAAGACACUGAAUGUUGUGACUGCUCCGUAUGAGGAACUUUGGGGAUCGGGAAAGGUUAUAUCUCUUACAAGGACGAUCUUAAAGGGAGGAUCGAAUUCCGGGAGAAAUAUUGAAGCUACAAUAGGUACAGGGAUUUCAAUAUAUUACUUCAAGCAGAUGCUCGAAAAUCGAUAUCCGAUAUGUACCAACAGAACGAACUACAACUGUAUCGUGCUCGACAACAGUGGCUUCCUUGUAAUGCACCCUUUGUAUAUAGAAACGACUUCGAUUAAGGCGCCGGUUCAUAUAACAUACGUAGAGGGAAGGAUUUCCCGUUCGCUAAUUAAAGAAAACAUAAUGUACAGACAACCGUGUAGAGACACUGGAAACAAAAAGGAACAGUUCACUUACAGGGUGAAACUGCCGGAAGCUCACAUGAAUGGAAUAGUGGACACGGUGGAAGGUUACGAACUGCGGCCAGUACCUAAGUCAAACGUGUUCCUUAUACUCAAAAAGAGGCGGCUUCUUGAUUACGAAGCCUGCUGUACGUCAGGGCCUUAUACGUCACCAAGCUCAAUACAAUGUGGCGCUGGACAGUGUACUUGCCUCUGUUACAAAGAUUUGCCCUUCGACGAAUGCAAGAAUGAAUACAAAAACAUGAAAGGUUUCGUCCCCUGCUAUCCUCAGCUCCCGACCUUGAGGUCAAUCAUUACACCGGAAGCAGACAUGGUCAAAGGUCUACCCACGUGUUUUCCAACAGACUGCGGAUGUCGUAAAACAGAAAGCGAGUGUUUCCGUACGUCAGGCUGCUCAUGGUGUACGAGUGACAAAAACGGAAACCUGGUCAAAGGCUUCUGUGACCUGAAAGAAAUUUGUCCCUCUCAACAAUGUCUAAAGGAUGAAUGCAGUGCCAAAUGUUGUGGAAGCGAGUGUCACUCCGCGGAACAACAGUCAGAUGGUUUACUAUAUGUUGGUAUAUCUUGUGGCGUUGUAGCAGCAGUUAUCAUUUUCAUCAUGGUCUUAAUUUUUAUUCUUCGCAAAAUAAGGCGGGAAGGGAAAGACGAGACCUACAUUGAUCCGACUCAUGACUUCGAUACGACCAACCAACGUCAACCUGCAGGUUUGAACUACAUCGCAUCUCCAAAUUACGUGGGGGUGGAACAAGAUCAACUUCAAAUACAAUGAGGAAAUGACUAAUGAACAUAGCAAUAGCCUUAUAUUUUGACAAUUAACCUGAAUCAUUCUAGCCCUGUGGUUCCUAUUUUCAUUUGAUUUUUGACUUGACCUGUGUUAGUACCUACAUCAAUAUUUCUUGGCAUCAUUUCAGUUGAGUAUGGUCAGGUAACACUUAAUUACCGACGGUGUUACUUAAUGACAAUUAUAUGUAUUUUGGAAACUCAGUAUCAAUCGUUUUCGUUGUACAUGUAUUUAUAGAGAUGUAUUUUUUAACCCAUAUAUUUGAUUUGGUAUAAGCAAUUGAAACCCAUUACGUACCACACGUACCGUAGUAAGUUGUCUGGUAUUUGCACCUGUCACCGACUGUAAUAAUGAACGAGUCUACCUGUAUGUCACAAUAUAUCCAUUAUUAUAUAACAUAUUCAUAAGUAUUGUUUAUACAUACAUGUAAUUAAAAUAUUUUUUUAAAAUUCAAGAAAAUAAUAAAACUAACGAUAGAAAAUAAGAAAACCACAAAAUAAUUUUUGUCAUUACCAAAGCAGCUUCUUUUAAAAAGAAAAUAUAUGUUAUGGUAGUUUUAAAAAACAAUCUUUCCUUGAUUAUUUUGAUAUGAUUCAAGAGCAAAAGAAAA
Molecule: messenger RNA, 5361 nt
Organism: Magallana angulata
Lineage: Eukaryota; Metazoa; Mollusca; Bivalvia; Ostreida; Ostreidae
Product: VWFA and cache domain-containing protein 1-like
Exons: 23
Coding region: 1410-4739 (1109 amino acids)
Cellular component (GO): voltage-gated calcium channel complex
Molecular function (GO): voltage-gated calcium channel activity
Source: RefSeq, a predicted model, not a curated record